Molecule: messenger RNA, 3113 nt
Organism: Lineus longissimus
Lineage: Eukaryota; Metazoa; Nemertea; Pilidiophora; Heteronemertea; Lineidae
Exons: 8
Coding region: 264-2393 (709 amino acids)
Source: RefSeq, a predicted model, not a curated record
UUAUUCAAGUUUCGAAAGACUUUAUCAGGUCUCGUCCCAGCGAUAUCUCCUAGCUGGUCGACUUUUGUUUACAUCAUGGCGGACUGAGGCCUCGUUCUGGACAUUUUGACAGUAAAGGAGUGAAGGAACCGACAAUUUGACGGUGUGCGUUUGCCUUGAAGCCUGUUUCCUGUGGAGAUUGGAGAGGAGGCACAAUGGUGUGAUGAUAUUCACGUAGUCAGACACUCUUUGUUUGAUAUUGGUGCUAUUCAAACCCAGGAAGGAUGACAUCAAAUACUAGAAGACGGGAGGUCAAUGAUAUCCCUCGGCUUGUCCGAGAUAAGCUGGAACUUUACAUCAACUAUGAGCGGAGAGAGAACAGAUUUAACACCCAGGGUGUUCACAGAACAACUCCUCGAAUGCACACAUAUGACUACAUCUACAGAGUCCUAGAGAAUACAGAGCUCGAGAAAGAAUGGAAGAAGAACCAGAAAAAGGAGAGCCCGAGGAAAGAGGACCAGUCUAAAGAAAGAAAAAGUCCAUACAAUGUACGGCCACAACUCUACCAGAAUUCGCGAAGAGUGGUUGGUCGCAGAGAGACCAUGAGACUUACUGCCAAUGCAAGUCAAGUACUGGAGAGUGUCCCUUUAGAAAAGCUCUACAUGAUACACAGGUACCGACCAAGAAGUGUUGGAAUUCCGCUCAUUACAGAAACGGGAAAACUGCAGAACUAUAGUCGCCAUGUUGGUUGUGCUCUUAAUGCGGAAAACUACAUCAGAUAUUAUAAAGAACAAGGUUUAGGCAGUGGAGACUGUAACUCAAGUCCUCGACUACAGAGGCUGGCCAAAAGUGCCAAACAGCGAGUUGAGUUGGAGGAACAGAGACAGCGGGAAGAGGAGGGAGAGAUUCGUCCAGAUACAGUUUCUGGAUCUGGUCGUCAAACGCCACUCCUUCAAAGGUUGGCUGAAGACGACACAAAAGAUACACAUGACUAUUCUGACGAAGACUUUGAACGUGAUAGUGAGGACAAGUCAACAACAGAUGGCAGCACUGGAAAGAAGGAGACUGGGUACUCCGAAGAAGAGUUUGAAAAGGAAAGCAAAGAUACUGUUCUUUCUGAAGAUAAGGUUGAAUCUAGUAGAGGGACCUUGGUUGAUGAGGGAAAAGAGGAGGAAUGUAGGGAAGAAGAGAAGAAGGGUGGGGACGAUGAUGAGAAAGUAAGCCUGGACGGGACUGAAAAGAAGAAAAAGAGAGACAGGUCAUCAUCUUCUUCGUCCUCUUCUUCUUCCUCUUCCUCUUCGUCUUCCGCUUCAAGUUCGAGUUCAUCUGAUGAAGAUGACAAAGAGGAAAAGAAAAGGAAGAAAGAGGCUAAGAAGCUGAAGAAGAAGGCGAAGAAGAAGGAGAAGAAGUUAAAGAAGAAGCAGAAGAAGGAGGAAAAGAAGUUGAAGAAGAAGAAAGAGAAGAAAGAAAAGGAAAGAGAGAAAGAGAACGAGAAAGAGAAAGAGAAAGAGGAAGAGAAAGAGAAACAGGGAGAGGGAGAGGAAAAUGAGAAAGAAAACAGUGAGCUGAAAUCAGAUGGUUCCACGACUGUUGAGGAGAAGAGCGCUGAUGAUGACCAGGCCAAAUCCCAGGGAGUGAAAGACUCUGUGGAUGCGGUAGAAAAAACCAGGGGUGAAAAGUCACCAGAUAUGGGUCCAUCUGAUGACAAAAAAUCUUUAUUAGAUCUGGGAGAGAAUCUCGUUGUUGAAGAAGGCCAAGAUGCGAAACCUGUUGAGGGUAAAAUGGCAGAAUCUCAGUCGAACGUUGAAGGUAGGGCUAAAAGUGCCAAACCACGGGGCAGGAGUGUCAGUGUUGCCAGUUCGCCUGCGAAGCCUCCUACGGCUUCAACGAAUCAGAGUCCGUCGGCAAAAGCACCACGCCUUUCAUCUGGUUAUCGCAAUGCUCGUGGCCAGAAUACCACAAGGUCUAGAUCUGUAAGCGUUGGUGAUAGGCCAAAACAGGAAUACAGCACUACAAGUAAUGCUAAACCUGGCCAAAAUGCAUCAAAACCUAAGCUGGAGGCGCGAUCACCGUCGAAAGAUUUCAGGGAAUCUGGUGCCUUGCCUGCUAAACCGUUCCGGAAAGAAGGCCCACAGGUGAAGGCCAGUGCAGGGGAAACCUCUGAGACCAGGUCAGAAGGUCGUCGUGGUAGUGUCAAGCCUGGCAGGAAGGAUACCCCUGAAGGUAGGUCAGUCAGCCGCACUGGAUCUACCCACGCUGGUGCCAGCGCUGCAUCUGUUGUUGAAGCUGCUGUGGAUGAUGACAAGAGGGAUACAGUUAGUUAUGCGUCGAUUGAGUACGCCGAGAGGAAGCCACUAAUCAGGAGUAUUUCUAACCCGCCAUUCCAAGCCUUCAUGGGGGGAGGAACGAAAUAAUGUUGUCUUUUCCGUCCAUCUCGGCACUGGUCCUUGGAAAUCCAACAAUUGUGUGCUAUCUCAACUUUAGAGGACUUUCCAGCUUUAUACAGGAGUUGGCCAGCUGUGUCUGGCCUCCUCUUUGUCCGAAUUCAUCGUCCAUUGAUGUAUUUAUGAGUGGUAGGGUAACGCUCGUGUGGACUGCUGAUAUUAUUAUUUAAGACAUACCUGUGAUGUAUCAUUUCCAUUUAUUCGUUCAGCAUUAAUCAACGGAAGAGUAAGUUACAAAAGCCUCUUAUAGAUGUCACUGUGUAUCAUUUUUACACUUCGGAUAUUUACCUUUAUACAAAAUUAUUCAACUUACUGUGAUAUUUGAAUGGUUCUUACCCCACAAUUGUUUAUAUCUACACAAGAUAUUUUAUAAAAUUAUAAUUUAUAUAAAUGUAUAACGAAUAUGCACAAGAUGUCUCCACAGAACUGGGUUUUCAAAUUCAGGAUUUUAAACUUUGUUUUUCACAUGAUGUCGUUUAUAUGUGUGAGUUGUGAUUUUUAUGAGUUACAUGCAUACAUUUAGCAACAAAUUAAGGAGUUAUAGCAACUGUUAGAAUACGCACUUAUUACGAUAUGCAGAUUUUAGUCGUAUAUAUUGGGUCGCCAUUUAAUGGCGUUUUCUUAACACGCUGAUUUAAUUUUGUAGAUAGUUUAAUAACAUAAAUUAUUAAAAAUGUAUGUUAUUUCAAA